Molecule: messenger RNA, 1374 nt
Organism: Kwoniella mangroviensis CBS 8507
Lineage: Eukaryota; Fungi; Basidiomycota; Tremellomycetes; Tremellales; Cryptococcaceae
Exons: 1
Coding region: 1-1374 (457 amino acids)
Biological process (GO): defense response; superoxide anion generation
Cellular component (GO): NADPH oxidase complex; plasma membrane
Molecular function (GO): superoxide-generating NAD(P)H oxidase activity; calcium ion binding
Source: RefSeq, a predicted model, not a curated record
AUGUCCCUCUCCCGUCGCGCAUCACUCCAUUCCACCCUUAUCGAUGAUGAUGUUCAACUUCUCACUUCUGAAGAGAUCCAGUCCUUCUUGGACGAGCUCGAUCACAACAACGAUGGGAUCAUCCAGUACAGUGAAGUCGAAUCAGCCUUGGAUAGGGUAAAUGACGAAUUAACCCCGACACCGAAACAACACAAUAUCAAUCAUCCUUCCAAAGAAGAGUAUGCUAGACAUGCUUUUCUUCGUGAAUUGAUGGGUACCACUUCGAACGUAAACCCCAGCUCUAUCUCGAGAAACGAAUUCACGGAUAGGAUCAGACAGUGGAAGAUACCUAGUAUGACUCAAUCGAGAUCUAACGAAGAGGCCGAUUUGGAAUAUAUGAGUUCUAUAGGGUGGUGGAGAAGGAUCAGAUCAUGGUGGGCAGUCAAAGGUCCCGAAGUCAUGUUUUUAGUUAUGGUAUCAGCAAGUAUAGUAGGAAUGAUGAUUUGGCAAUCGCUCAAAUAUAGUCUCGAUACCCGAUACAGAGCAGCCUUUGGAUGGGGUGUAGUCCUAGCUAAAACUUGUGCUGGUGGAUUAUAUUUCACAACGUUUUUCUUAUUACUAAGUAUGUCAAGGCAUUUCUCAACAUUCCUUAGAAGAUGGUAUUACCUCUCGAGGUUUAUCAAUCGGGAUCUCAGUCAGUCAUUCCACAUCAAGAUCUCGAUCCUCGCUAUGACGCUGUCGACACUUCACGCAAUAGGUCAUUUAGGAGGUACAUUCGUUUAUGGAUCAAAAUCCACUCGUCAAGAUGCUGUAGCAGCCAUUCUAUCCCCCGAAUUAGUUCCUCGACCUUACCACGCUUACCUUGCAUCAUUACCUGGAAUUACCGGCUUAACAGCCCUAGGUUUAUUCUACAUUUUAGCUGGGUUGAGUAUUCCUCAAGUCCGAAAGUGGAAUUACGAAGUAUUUCAAUUAGGUCAUCUGUUUAUGUACCCCAUCAUCGGGUUAUUGAUGGCUCACGGUACGGAGAGAUUACUCCAAUUCCCAAUGUUAGGUCAUUUCCUAGCAUUCCCAACUUUGCUUGUCCUCUUAGAGAGAAUGAUAAGAUUGUUUCUUGGGCUUGGAGCAGGUGGACUGGCGAAGAUCAAGAUACUAGACUCGGAUACAAUCCAAAUAACGAUACCCAUACCUGCCUCUACCAUUAAGACUAUAGGGCGGAUGAAAUGGAAGUAUAAACCAGGUCAAUACAUCUUCCUUCAGGUUUCAAAGAUAUCAAGAUUUGAACGGCACCCAUUCACCGUUUCAAGUUGUAUCAACGAUCAAGUCAAGCUUCAUAUAAAGACAGAUGGGAAUUGGACCGCUAGAUUACGUCGUUUGAUAACAAGACUCUACCCUUAA